Molecule: messenger RNA, 3188 nt
Organism: Culex quinquefasciatus (southern house mosquito)
Lineage: Eukaryota; Metazoa; Arthropoda; Insecta; Diptera; Culicidae
Product: carboxylesterase 1F
Exons: 4
Coding region: 914-3169 (751 amino acids)
Biological process (GO): postsynaptic membrane assembly; neuron cell-cell adhesion; modulation of chemical synaptic transmission
Cellular component (GO): postsynaptic membrane; cell surface; synapse
Molecular function (GO): neurexin family protein binding; signaling receptor activity
Source: RefSeq, a predicted model, not a curated record
CCAACUGAUGGGUGGCCAUCAGUUUGGAGUGGGCUGUUGUGACGAGCGGUUGAGUGAAGAGUUCAGUUCAAAUUUGACGAGUUGAAGUUUCCGUUUGAAAACAUUGCCCAAAGUUUGGGUUGCAAUUUUAUUGUUUCUUAUUAAUAAACCAUUAAGGUUUGCGUGACCUUGCUCGUGUCUAGAGAGUGAAAGAAGAUGUUAUUUUGAAGAUCGCACCGUUUUGGUUCGUUGAAGUUUCUGUCUGACUGUCUGGAGUUUAGACUUCAUUUAUAGUGUUAAAUUCUGUUUUGUACACCCGGAGGCACCAGACCGGAAACAAAGGGUAUUUAAAGUCAUCGCGAGGGGAAGCCAGUUUGUAAGGAGAUUUAUUAGUUGGGAUGUUUUAAAGAACUGAAUUAACGACUUAAUUUAAACAAACAUGUGCUGUUAAAAUCAGAAGAAUAUAAGUUAUAAACAAUUAAAAGUGAAUCUUCAUCAAAAAUAGUUUUAUUAUCUCAAGCCAUGAACCGUUGCUGGACUUUGGUCAAGGUUAAUUAGUGAUGGUUUGCUGGUGAUUGCUGCCGCUGUGGAACCCAGAAUCUCUUCCUGGAACGGGUCUUCCAACCUGAAACAAAAGCGAUUUUUUGGUGAUUUUUUUCGCGAGUGAAUUGAAAAAAACUCCCACCCACACACAUUGUGACUCUUCUUCAGCCAGCGAACGAGGAAAUAGCGUUCUAGAAUUGGCAGAGCAGAAUUAAUUCAGCAACAACGAAGAGAAUAAAAAAUCGAGUCAUUCAGUAGAUAAAAUCGAGCAUCAGCCAGAGACGAGCAUCAGCUCAAUGCAGCAUGUCGAACCGGAGUAUUGAGGCUUUUUCAGCGUUGUUGAGCAAUAUCCGCAGCCGCCAUCAACUGUGUUGAUUGAGGAGAGAGAGGCAUGGUCAUGAACCGGAGGAGGAAAGGAUUCAGUAGAUUGGUGAAUCUUGGACUUUUGUUGCUGGUGCUGCUGGUGAGAAAGGAUCACUUUGGAAUAAAUGGACAGAUCCAGGAUGUGACCAUCGUGCUGAGUCAGGGAGCGAUUGUUGGGCUCAAAGUCUUCCCGGAAACCUCGCGCUUCCCGGUGUACACCUACCUCGGCAUCCCGUACGCCAAACCGCCUCUCGAUGAACUGCGCUUCACCCCUCCGGUGCCCACUCCCGGCUGGAACCGGACGCUGUACGCGCGAGACUUUCGACCAAUCUGUCCCCAGCUGGAGAACAACAGCUAUGACGACGUCGACGGCCAGAGUGGGUCGUACCGGCUGCGCGAAACCAGCGAGGACUGUCUGUACCUUAACAUCUGGAUGCCGGAAACGGCCGUCCGGUACGGUGGGUUCCCGGUGUUGGUCAUGGUGACCGGCGAGGAGAUGGCCUUUGAUUGGUCGGUUAAUCGGGCGACUGGUUUGGAUUUGGCGUCGGACGGGAUCAUCGUGGUUACGGUGCAGUAUCGGAGUAACGUGUUUGGGUGGCUUUCGCUGGGGACGAAGUAUGCGCCGGGGAAUCUGGGGUUGUUGGACCAGCAGUUGGCACUGGUUUGGAUCAAGGACAACAUCCAGAAGUUCGGUGGGGAUACCAACCGGAUAACGCUGCUUGGUCAUGGCACUACGGGUGGCCCGAACGUCAUGACCCACAUGGUCAGCCCGAAGGCGCGAGGACUCUUCUCGAAGGCGAUCGUCAUGUCCGGAACGAUCUUCUCACCGUACUCACGGGUCAACACUGACCGCAGUCUGUCGGAGAAGAUCGUCAAAAUAUUGGCCUGUAACUACGAGGUCGGCAAGAACGUGCUGCGUUGCCUACAGCAAAAGAGUGUUCACGACCUGUUGAAAGCUUAUGAGUACGUCUACCAAAAUGGAAACUACACAAUGAUCUUAGGACCAAUUGUGGACGACUACCUGCUCCCAGCGGAUCGAUACGUGAUCGACGAUCCGCGAUCCCUUUUCGCCUCGCGAUCCUUUAUCAUGGAAGAUAUGCCGAUGGUCUUCGGCAUCACCAGCAACGAGGGUGCCUUCAUGCUGAACAAGUGGCAGGACUUUGCUCGCCAGGGACAGGACUACCUACGGCGGUACGUCAAUUCCUCCCUCAUCCCUAACGUGCUCGAGCAGUACGAGUUCAAUGGCGCAGGACAGCAUCAGAUCCGCGAAACCAUAAGCUGGCGCUUCUUCGACCAAAUCCCGGAAUCAACCGCUCACCUCCUGAGCUCGGUCAUCAAACUGACAACCGAAACGCACUACGAGAUCCCGUUCUACAAAACCCUUGAAGUACUCACCUCAACCACCGAGGACCAACGCAGUACCGCGAUCCUCGAAGGUUACGGCGAACAGCAGCGACAGCAGUCCACUGGAGAACCAGGCAAUCUGUACGUCUACCUGUUUCAUCACUCCAAUUCGAUGGAUAUGCGAGGCAAGAUCAACUACUUUGGAGGGGCGUCGCACUCGUCCGAUAUGCCGUUCCUGAUGGGACCGAGUUUGUUCCAGGAGAUUGGCCGGAAGCGGUUGUCCCAGUCGGAGGAUAAGCUGUGCAAGAAGAUUCGGGCGCUGUUUAGCGAUUUCAUUAAGGGAGGUGACCCCACGCCCACCCGCAAGAUCGACGCCUGGACGCCGUACAGCGCGAACCUUCGCUACAUCAAGUUGAUCUCAACGCGCGCCGACAGCGUGUUUCACGAAGACAAACACAGCCUGGAGCACGUGUUCGAGGACAACCUGCGACUGAUCGAGGACAAGCUACUGAACAGCAACCAGGACCAAGCAGAGGGUGGGAACAGGCAGCAGGAGAAUCCUUACCUGUUGGGAAGGAACAAUCUGGACAGCCAGGACCAGGAAGGAUCGCGAUCGUCGAAGAGUGCGGUUUUGGUGGACAAUACGCGGGACUCGGAAUACUUUCACUAUUUGAGGAAGCUGGACGGCUUCUGGCACCGGUUUUUACCAAAACUGAGCGCUAUCAUGAACGCCACCGAUCAGGAACUACUCCGAAAUCGUCGGAUCGAUUUGGCCGCCGAAGAAGAGCAGGAACUCCUGCGGGAAUCCUCGGAAGCAUCCCGGUACAAACACGCCUUCUUCUCAAUGCUAACCCUAGUCUGCAUGCUCCUAGCCGUCCUGGGUGUUUGCGUGUACGUCCUCAAGAAGAGCACCAACAAGAGCUUCACCAGCAUGUUAUGACAUAAGUUCUUCUUCCGGU